Messenger RNA from Ctenopharyngodon idella (grass carp), 6107 nucleotides. RefSeq names its product pleckstrin homology domain containing, family A member 7b (gene plekha7b). The transcript is spliced from 22 exons. The record is from RefSeq and is a predicted model, not a curated record. Gene Ontology annotation, molecular function: protein binding. Lineage: Eukaryota; Metazoa; Chordata; Actinopteri; Cypriniformes; Xenocyprididae. Bases 1830 to 5237 code for a protein of 1135 amino acids.
GCCAGGAUUUACUUAAAAUGAGGGAACAAAUUAGUAAAACAUGAUGUAUUAGUAAGUCGUGGGAGUGAAUUGUUAAUUCAUGGCCACGAUAUACAUAUUUUUUCCCCGCAUGUCUUGUGUGGGGCUCUGUAAAUAUAUUACCACUUUUUUUAUUUGUUAUUGUUUAAAGGCAUAAUAUGUAAUUUUUUUUCCACUAGAGGUCACUUAUUCAAAACAAAGGCGUAGCUUGAUGAUGCCUUGAUUUCUGGGGGUAUCAUGGGAGGUGUUGUCUUCACGUGUACAGCCGUUGGAAAAGAAUUCGACGGGACUCAGGCAGAAAUCAUAUUCAUGGAUGAGCUAAUGUAUUAAAGAUUUAUUAACAUUACUGUAGUAUGAAGCAGGGUGUGGCUAAAAGCCGUUGGAGUGGAACGAGGCCGCUGGAACGAUUGCUAAUGAGAGACGAGCGCGACAUACGGCUCGAGAGCAGUGGAGCUUUUAUUAUGCCGCAUACAACCACUUCCGUUUUUUUUUUCGGUCAUGCGUAUGUGGGGUAACGCAGCGCUGUUUUAUCAUAUUAGACACAUUUGUAUGUUGAAAGUUGUUAUAAUGCUACUUUGUGCGUUUGCUCGGCGUCUAUAUGAGACACUUGUUGCACACUGCAGUAAGCUAGAUCUAUAUUAGUCAUGGUGAAACAUGGUACUCUCGGUAAAUCAAGAAAACGAGAUUCAAACAAUAAUACUAACUGUUCAGCUAUAUAACAAUGAUUAGUUUUCUGUCGAUAAAUGUAUCCAAACAGUUGCUCACUUAUAAAACUAAUAAAACUAAUAAAAAAACGAAUAAAUCACAUAAUAUAUUAAAGCGUCUUUGGUGUUUCCAUGGUUCCUACUAAAUAAAACUGGAAAUUAUGUCAUUGAUAGGCGACGCACGGACACAGUCUGUGUCCUGGUUAAAAUUGCUUAUUUCUCUGGAUUGAAACAUUCUUGGAAACAUUUGGGAUAAUGUAAGUACACAAGACAACAAAAUAUAUAACAUUGUUCUAGUGGGUUUUGGAUAUUUUAAUCGAAAACUUACAUAUUGUGCCUUUAAAACAUAGAUAAGGCCAUCUGGAUUGCAUUUAUGCCAAUCUAUAAAAAGACAGAAAAGUCUGUGUUAACACUCCUUUUGCAAGAAUUGUUUGUUUAAAUGUAUUUAUUUUUGAAAUGAUCUAAUCAUUUGGUGAUGGAAUUGCAUUGUUUUAGUACUAUUAAGGAACUGGAAUUGUUAAGAGUAAUAAGAGCAGGAAUCAUUCUUUAAAAUUCUCUACGAUUCCCAUCCCUGAUAUGUGUCCAUUUGAGAAUAAAAAGAUGGUAUGAAAUCAUGAAAGAUUUUACAUUUCAUACUGGAAAUUCAUGACACAAAUUUGAAUUCAAGCAAACAUGGAAAAACUCCUGAUGCUCAGCUUCGAUUGAUUGAUUAAUUUAUUCAUCUACAGCGGUUUAAUGUUGUGAUGUUUAUUAAUCAUCUUUUCCUGUUCUCUGGAGUAUUGUACAUUUGCUCUUCCAGUGGCGUAAUUCUGCUUAGCUUUGCUGCCUCUAAUGUUAAUUGCAUUUCAGCUCACCCUGCUUACCGUAUCUGACGAUAUUUCACAACCAGGGACAUUUCAACACAUCUUCUUGUUUUGGUUAACAUUUUCACAAAGGCCGUGAUCCACCUCCCUCUGUUUUUUGCACAACUCACUCUGAUUCUCUCAUUCCAAUUGCCUAUUGCUUCCUGUUGUGACCUGGUGCAUUGUGGGAGCUGAACCGGGUGCAUCUGGUGGAAGGGCCGUCUCCUGAGUCAGCCUCUUGCAUGAAUAGGCCUGCCACACAGGAAUGCGCUCCUACAUUUACAAUAAGAAUUCUCUGAUUGGCUCGCAGGCCGAGCACUGUGGCAUGAGGACAUACUUUUUCAGCGCCGACACACAAGAAGACAUGAAUGGCUGGAUCCGGGCCAUGAACCAGGCCGCACUGAUGCAAAGCCAUGGCGUGAAGAGAGAGACUGAAAGAAGCUCCAAACCUGAGCAGCAUGCAGUCCCUCAGACCAACCAUUUCAGCAGCAGCAUCAAAAGCUCCUCCCAGGCCGAGGGCCUCCAGCAGUCAGCUCAUGUGGAGGUGGCAGAACUGAGGCUGGAGCGAGAUGGGGAGGAGUGCUACGUUUACAGCAAGGAAGUCUCGGAAGAUCCUGUUAAAACCAUUUCCCCUGGAGAGAUGGAGAUGGAGGGGCUUUCCCAAUCAGGUGCCCAUUCACGCCCGCCAUCCACGGCACCCACUCACAGGAACGGGCUGCCCUCCUCAGGCAUGCCCCCUGAUCAGAACGGGAACAUGGUGUAUAAGAGGGGUCUCGUCCCCCGUACAGACACAGAGAAAAAAGUACAAAGGAAAACUGCACUGGCUCAGGUCGAGCACUGGGUGAAGGUGCAGAAAGGAGACCCCAAAAGCCAUCCCACUGCUGAGUACACCCUACCCAGACGGACGCCGCCUCUUCAGCCUAAGUCCGUCAUGAUGGAGACGUACCAGUCAUUGCCAAAGACCACUCGCCACCACUCCGGAGGCAGUUCCCCCCCAGUGCCCCGCAACCUGCCUAGUGACUACAAGUAUGCCCACGACCGUCUCAGUCACUUUCGUAUGUCCACUGAUGAGCGUUUGGCCACUAAAGAAGGCAUGGUGUGGCAGCUGUACGAGUGGCAGCAGCGCCAACAGUUCCGCCACGGAAGCCCCACCGCGCCAGUCUACACCGGGCCUGACUACAUGGACACAUCUGGCUUCAGGGUCACUCUGGAAAUGCCACGAUCCAUAUCUGUGCCCCCAUCACCAUCUGACAUACCCCCAUCUGGGCACCCUUCCAAGUCCUUGUCCCCACGCAGGCCCCACACUCCCGCUGACAGGGUGACGGUGCGCCCGCUGGAUGACUUCGCCAUCGUGGACACACCCAGUUUGGGUUCUCCCAGAGGAAUAUGUUCCCAGAUCUCAAAGACCUCGCAAAUGGAAAGGAGAUCCAUGCCAACAAUGGGCUACAUCACACACACAGUCAGUGCACCAAGUCUGCAUGGAAAAACGCCGGAGGAGUUGACCCUGCUGCUCAUCCAGCUCAGGAGACACCGGGCCAAGAUGGCCAGCGUGCACAGCGACACAUUCACACACCUGCAGAACCAGCACAACGGCCUCUCAGGCCCCAGUUUGCAGGCAGAUGACACUUACAUCCAGCUGAAGAAGGACCUGGAGUAUCUAGACCUGAAGGUGGGCUCUAGUGGAUCUGCCUUCACCUUCUUCCUCCGCCCAUCUUCUCCCUCUCUCCUCAAGGUAACUGGACGUGACUCUCUUAAAGAUCGACCACCUCGGCCUGUUAAAAUAGCUGAAAGUGACAUAGAUGUAAAGCUUAGUAGGUUAUGCGAGCAAGACAAGAUCCUACAGGAGCUGGAGGCCAGGAUACGCACACUCAAAGAAGAUAAGGACAAGCUCGAGUCUGUCCUGGAUGUUUCCCAUCAGCAGAUGGAACAGUACCAGGACCAGCCCGCCCAUGCAGAGAAGAUCGCCUAUCAACAGAAGCUGUUACGGGAGGAUGUGGUCCACAUCAGGGCGGACAUCUCACAGGUGUCCACGGAGAUGGAGAACGCUUGGACAGAGUACAACCACUUGGAGAGAGAUGUCGACAGACUGCGUUCAGCCCUUCAAGACCAGAUGACCCACAGUGCUCUCUCUCAGCAGGAGAAAUCUCAGCUGAGGAAGGAGCUGUGGCGGAUCGAGGACGUGCUUGCAGGCCUGAGCUCCAGCAAAGCCAACUACAGAGUGACCAUUGACUCUGUGCGGAAUCCAGGUGAGAGCGGGCCCCUGCCUGCCAUCACCCCCAUGCACUGGAACACAGACCGAGAGAGGAAACUCGUGCCUUCAGCGUCAUUGUCCGCAGUGCCUUCGCUAUCUGCGAGCCCAUCCAUGGGUGAACUAAAAGCUGCUCAGUCCAGUCCCCAUCUCAGCCCAAUGCAGUCUACCCAGCAGUCCCUGCAGCUCUCACAUCCAGCCCACAAGCAAAAAUGGCCUGAGGAAGAUGCUCCACCCAGACCCCCCCUCCCUCACCUCUACAGCCCAGAUGAACACCCCCCAGCUGUGCCCCCUCUCCCCAAAGAGACCUCCGUCAUCCGCCACACAUCAGUCCGGGGCUUGAAACGACAGUCUGAUGAACGGAAACGUGACCGUGAGAUCGGGCAGUACACUAACGGAGAUCAUAAGGUUGAGAUACGGGCCUUCCUCAGUGAGCCUGAACUGCUGGCAGUUGGUGGACAAAUGGGUGGCUUGAGCCGUGAUAGUGGCUACCAAACUCUACCAAACAGAGGUUUGACUGGGUCAUCUUCAAGACUGAACCAGUCAUCAAACAUUUCAUCGUUCGUCACCCUCAGAAGAGGAAUUACCACCACAAGCUUGAAGGAGAGACCAAAGAGUGCCUUGGAGCGACUAUACUCUGGGGAGAUCGUGCAGCAGCGCGGGCGCAUGAGCGCAGAAGAGCAGCUGGAGAGGAUGAAGCGUCACCAAAAGGCUCUCGUACGGGAGCGCAAGAGAACGCUCAGCCAGGGCGAGCGGCAGUCCUCCACAUCUCGUGCCUCCUCCUCCUCCGCAUCCAGACCCGUGUCUGCAGACCUGGGAUCAUGGAGGAGAGAGCAGGACUUUGAUUUGCAGCUACUGGAGCGGGCCGUGCAGGGUGAGGAGAGACCAGUUGAACACAAAGAGAGACAGCGCUCUCACUCAGACGAAUGGCUUACUCUGAGCAGCACACCCAUGAGAGAGUUGGAUCUGGAGCCUCUGGACUACCAGCUGGACCUCAGCAAAGAGCUUUCAAAGCCUCAAAAGGUGGCCAUCCCUGAGCGCUAUGUGGACCUGGAUCCAGAGGAGCCCCUCAGCCCUCAGGAGAUGGAGGCCCGACAUCGUAAAGUGGAACGAAUCAAGAGCAUCCUGGCUAAGUCUAGUGUCCAGAAUAUACCUCCUCCGGCAGCAGUAGACAAGCCAGUUCUUCCGGACAUAGACUCUGCUCUACAAGAGCAGGAGAGAAUCAUCACCAUGUCCUAUGCCUUAGCAUCAGAGGCUUCACUCAAGAGCAAGCAAGUGGCAGCCUCACCGCCAGUUAACAGUCCCACCUCACUCCCUCAACCUCCUCCACCUCCUCCUCUUCCUCCCCCUGCUCCUGUUGCCGUCUCUACGGCUCAGUCUGCUCCCCCUCCCCUGAGCAAUGGAUUUCACUACACCUUUGUCUAAUCAGAGAAAAAACAAACCAAAGCUGUGUCUGGAUAUUGAGGUGCUGUCACAUUCUGAAAACCCCACUAGUGGUGGACAAACUUAAACUCAGCUUAUUGAAUCACAUCGCUCACAUUUAGAGAUGACGCUAGCGCACUUUUGGACUCACAUGGGAACUCACUUCUGAAAUGCAUUUUUGUAGAGCUAUUAUUUGAUAUGGACUUUUUGCUGUGGAAACUGCUGUGCAUAUGCUGUACAAAAUCUAACCAUGAUAACCCAGAUAUAGAGAGCCAUUUUAUAUACAUUAUUGCACUUUUAAUAUGCGCCGUAUUGUAGAGAACAUUUAAAAGCUCAUGUUUUACUUCUCAAGGCAAGACAGAAGUUUGGAUGGAUUUCACUUUGAAAUACAAUGGUAACGUAAUGACAAAAAAUGUGUUAUACAUGUGACACAUUAUGAACAUGAAGGGUACAAAAAUGUCAAAUGUCGAUUGUAUUUUGUCAAUUCAGAUGUUAUUCUUACACCAAAUCACUUGAAAUAUUAUUUUUAUGUAUCCAGCACUGCCAGUUUCCAGUUAGCUUGCCAAAUGCAUUUUAUUUUUGUUGACAAAGUUAGGGGGAAAAAAUAACAUAAAAUAAUAUUUUCAGACAGGAUUUGUGGGAAGGGGGUUGGGGAGGGAUAUGCCGCAUACUUUUUUUUAAGAAACUGUAAAUAUUAAAGAUAUUAACAAGCUAUUUGUCUUUUAUUCUGUUUGUGUUAUCAAUGAAAGAAGGAGAAAAAGAGAGAGACAUAACAAUUUCAAGUUUUCAGCUUCAGAAGAAAAGUGAUGUCAAAGUAUUUGUGAAAUGAUUUGAAGGUUUUACAUUUGCAUUGCAUUAAAAGCAGUCAUCAAC